GCGGACUGCGCAUGUGCAAGGCCGGGCCCGCUGGGAGCUUCCGUGCGGCUCUGCGGACUUUGAGCAAUGGCGGGUAUGGAAGACAGCCUGUUGCACCAGUGCCCGUUGCUUCUACCUCAGAACCGGGCGAAAACCGUGUAUGAGGGAUUCAUUUCGGCUCAGGAAAGAGACUUCCACCUUAAAAUAUUGCUGCCUGAAGAUUUACAGAUGAAGAAUGCACGAUUACUAUGUAGUUGGGAGCUGAGAGCAAUACUGAGUGGAUACCAUGAAAUAGUCCAACAGAGAAUGCAGCACUCGCCUGAUCUAAUGAGCUUUAUGAUGGAGUUGAAGAUGAUUUUGGAAGCUGCUUUAAAGAAUAGACAAGAGCUGUAUGAACUGCCUCCUCCUCCUCAGUACUACUCUAGCCUUAUUGAAGAGAUAGGAACUCUGGGUUGGGAUAAAAUUGUGUAUGUGGAUACUAGCUUCAGUACCAUCAAAUUAAAAGCAGAAGAUGCUUCUGGUAGAGAGCAUCUAAUCACUCUCAAGUUGAAGGCGAAGUACCCUACAGAAUCACCAGAUUGUAUUGUGGAUUUUCCUAUUCCAUUUUGUGUUUCCUGGACACCACAGAGCUCCUUAAUAAGCAUUCAUAGUCAGUUUUUGGCAGCAUUAGAGUUACUGAAGGCAUUCUGGGAUAUUAUGGAUGAAAUUGAUGAGAAGACCUGGGUGCUAGAGCCAGAAACACCUACACGGAGUGCAACAGCACGCAGAAUUGCAUUAGGGAAUAACGUUUCCGUAAAUAUAGAGGUAGACCCCAGGCAUCCUACUAUGCUUCCAGAGUGUUGCUUUCUUGGUGCUGACCAUGUGAUAAAACCUCUGGGAAUUAAGCUGAGCAGCAACAUACAUUUGUGGGAUCCAGAAAACAGUCUGUUACAAAAUUUGAAAGAUCUUUUAGAAAUUGAUUUUCCAGCUCGCGCUAUCCUGGAAAAAUCUGAUUUUACUAUGGAUUGUGGAAUUUGUUAUGCCUAUCAACUUGAUGGUGUCAUUCCUGAUCAAGUGUGUGAUAAUCCACAGUGUGGACAACCUUUCCAUCAAAGAUGCUUAUAUGAGUGGUUGAGAGGACUGCUGACAAGUAGACAGAGUUUUAACAUCGUAUUUGGUGAAUGCCCAUAUUGUAGUAAGCCAAUUACCCUGAAAAUGUCUGGGAGGAAACCCUAAAAUAAUGAAUUUGUAUCUUCAGAGAAAAUAUAAAGCAAGACAUAUUAACACCAAAAGGACAAGUAUAAUGAAGACAUAAUAAUAUAGUCCUGAAGAACUUUC
Molecule: messenger RNA, 1296 nt
Organism: Nycticebus coucang (slow loris)
Lineage: Eukaryota; Metazoa; Chordata; Mammalia; Primates; Lorisidae
Gene: FANCL
Product: FA complementation group L
Exons: 14
Coding region: 67-1194 (375 amino acids)
Biological process (GO): protein monoubiquitination; interstrand cross-link repair
Cellular component (GO): nucleus; Fanconi anaemia nuclear complex
Molecular function (GO): ubiquitin protein ligase activity
Source: RefSeq, a predicted model, not a curated record